CUGUAGUCUUCCAACAAUUACAUUCUAGUUGGCAUUCUUAUUGUUAAAAACAAGUUAUUUAAAAAAAAGAAUUAUGUUGCGGAGCGCCAACACCGGCACGAUUCUGUGCGAAGAACAAUCAAGAUUCAUCUUGGAGCGCAUAGAUUCGGUCGAAAAACACUUCAGCGAACUGUGCGGAGCCUUCGCCGAUUUCACACGGAAAUGCGCCCGCCUGCGGGAGAAAUCCGACGAGCUAGCCCAUGUGGCCCAGGAAUAUUCCGCCGUGGAGAACUACAACAAGUCGCUCUCGAACGGAAUGUCAAGCUUGUCCAAGGCACUCACACUGAUUGGAGACUUUCAGGAUCUGGAAGUGAAGCGGUUAGAAAGUAGGAUAGUAUCUGAGCUGUCCCAGUAUGAACUUGUUUGCAAGCACUGCAAGGACAGUGUGAAGGAUGCUAUUCUCACGCGGGAUAAAGAGUUAGCUAAGCGCAAGCAGCUGGACCAGGCUAGGGCAAGAAAUGUACGAGGUAAAAAAUCAGCAAAAGAUGCUGAGCUGAUUAAAUCUAACUUGGACGUUUCUAAAAGUAUGAAGGCGAUGGAGGAGAUUGUGGGAAGGUUUGAGAAGCAGAAGCUAGUUGAUUUGAAAAGUAUGCUGAUGGAUUUCGUUAUGAUCGAGUUGAAAUUUCAUACGAACGCGGUGGAAGUGUUGUCGGCUACUUAUCAAGAUAUAUCAGACAUAGACGAAAAUAAGGACUAUCAGGGAGUUCACAAAGAGAUCAAAAGACAGAACAGGCAAUUCAAGAAAUAUCUGCAGCAAGAUGAGCACUCGGAUCGGUACUUCCUCCAAAGAAUUAAAUCACAAUCGAUGGGAGCUUUGAGUUCGAUGUUUGCCGCUACUUCUGCCGGUGGUCGCAAAAAUAAAAGUUCAAGUUCAAACUCUUUGAAUUCAUCUCAGGAACAGGAGCAACAUGAAACCAGCGCAGUUGUUCAGGAUCCACUGCGCAUACUGACUGCCAAUCGUAAAGGAAACUCUGAGGCAACAUUGCAAAGAUCUUCAGAAUUUUUGGACUCGAAGAAACACGAUCUCUCCGAUGACUCGAAGGAGUCUACUGAUGAAAGCGAUAGCGAUGAAGACUCCGACUCGGCAACGGAUUCCGAUGACGUUGAACCGAAGCAACAACCACAACCAACGAAGGUUGAUCCAAACUUUACCAUUAUUAAGCUUAAAGAUUAUAACUGACUUCAAUAAUCAACAAGUGCUUCAUACAAAUUUCCUAGAUUACUGAAGAACACCUCAAAGAAUUAUAUGUUAAACCGUUUCCUCCGACAACUUAUGUUGUUAAAUCGAUCAAUGGAAUCGUUCGGAACCUCAAGAUAUAACGCAAAUAAAAUGAAUUAUUGUGCUUUAUAUUUAAAUUUGUAUGUCCUUUUUUUUGGUUUACUUCGCUUAUGAUAGUGAUGGUUUUACAUAUGUUGUUUUGUUUCCAAGGAAAUACUAAUAAAAAUGUGUUGUAUCUUCAAUGCUGCGUUAAUUAUAUUUAUACCUAGUCGUACCGAGAUAUAUAUAAUUUUCGCUUUUGUAAAGAAAUGUGUGAAUAUCCAUGAGAGUCACAUUUCCUCAAUAUAUUUGUUUAAAUCAAAUCACUAAUGUGUACCGUUAAACGUAAGUGCGUAUAAGCAUUACAUAUUUUGCUUCCACCCAUGAGUUGGGCUGAUUGGGAAUAUGACUUACUUCCUGCUGCUGCAAUGAUUUUAAUGGCCUUCUACUUCUCGGAACCUUCUACGCCCGCCUGCUGCAUCAGAUCUGCAAUACUCUUUUCAAGAUCGUCUAUCCUGGAACCCAUGUCAUCGAUGCGUGUUAUGAUUUGAUCCGACAUCGUCUGGAACUUGUCCUGGACAUUCUGCAGCAAACU
Messenger RNA from Toxorhynchites rutilus septentrionalis, 1892 nucleotides. RefSeq names its product CBY1-interacting BAR domain-containing protein 1-A (gene Fam92). Lineage: Eukaryota; Metazoa; Arthropoda; Insecta; Diptera; Culicidae. Bases 74 to 1219 code for a protein of 381 amino acids. Gene Ontology annotation, biological process: cilium assembly. The transcript is spliced from 4 exons. Gene Ontology annotation, cellular component: ciliary transition zone; ciliary basal body. The record is from RefSeq and is a predicted model, not a curated record.